AUGCUCCUGGUUCAUAAUAUUGACAUCAAAAUUUGGAAUGUCUUGUUUUCCUAUCUAUUCUGGCCUUUAUCCAUUGCCUUUUGUGGAGUAUCGGUUUUCACAUCAACUGCCCUGAGUGUGGAUAGACUUCUCGCCUUGUUUUUGGGGUUGAGGUACAGACACGUUGUAACACUGAAGCGAAUUCGUGCAGUUCUUGCCUGUGGUUGUUUAGCCCUUCUAUUGAUCAUGUCGGUUUGGUAUUUUCACGCAAAAACCGCCAGGAUUACAAUGCCAAUUUUCUGGACACUUUGUCUCAUUAUCUCGCUGUUCUCGUACACGAAGAUCGUCUUUAGACUUCGUCAACAUCAGUUCAGUGUACGAGACAAUGCCCAGCAAGGACAAGCGAACACAGGAGCAAUUUCAUUGAACUUAGAACGAUAUAAAAAAACUGUUGUAAGCGUAGCAUUAGUGCAGCUGGCAUUAUUUAUAUGCUAUUUUCCUUCUAGUACUGUCUUUAUUUUGAUUCAUUUGAAGGGUAUUCACCCUAGUAUUGAUUUUAUAUUAUUAGGUUAUUGUGUAAUUCUGGUUUUCCUAAACUCGUCUUUGAAUCCGUUUCUGUACUGCUGGAGGAUCAAAGAAAUACGACAAGCAGUGAAAGCGACAAUCAGAAGAGUUUGCACCUGUUUAAGUCAAGGAACAUCCACUGUAUCUACGAAUCAGUAAAAAUUGUUGUGUACGUGACAGCAGCUCAUCCUCUCUUGGUAAUAGCAGUGUCAACUGAAAACCAAUAACUGAAGCCAGUAACUUGAAAAAAAAUCAAUAAAAACCACCUUUCUUUAAAGGUUUAUCGAUAUUUGAGAUAAAAAGAUAAUAAAUAAAAAGUAACUUUUCCCCAUGUUUUAGCCAUCAGAAACAUAUUCCUCGUAUUAAAAAUAUGGGCCCAUUUUAUCAAAAGUGGUGUUUUUCAAACUUUUGGUUUCUUUACUGCUUAACGUUAAUCUGGUUUAUUAUGAAUUUGUGUUGGAUUUCAUUUUAUUAACCCUAUUCAGACCCUCCCCCACCCCCUCGAAGUUGAAUAACUUCAAAACCGUUCAAGUUAUGACCACCAAACUUAACAACUUUUCCUAGAAUUGAUCUGGACUGGAUAAUAGGCUCGAAAUAUGAUAAGGAGGGAAACAAACCAAUGUGUAAAUUAGAAAGUACUCAAUUCAAUAACGUGUACUUAGUGGUUCUGUGCUUUCCUGAUUCCUAGUCGAAUUGGAAUUUAAAGCAACCUCGUCCCCAGAGCUCUUUUCCUUGGCUUUGGAGGUUGUUUGUAAGAAGCGGGGAAAACCGGAGUACCCGACGAAAAACCUGGGAGCAAAAGAGAAAACCGAUAACAAAUUUAACCGACCCGUACAUGGCGUCGACGCCAGGAUUUGAACCCGGGCCACAUUGGUUGGAAGUGAGUGCUUUCACAACUCUCACCACCCAUACCCCUCCCAUAAAAUGGCGAUGGAUUUAGAACCUGCCCAACUAUAAGAUAGGUCGCAUUUUAUGGUAAACAUCGAUCGGAAAAGCAAAAUGAUAAAUAAAAUAAGAAUUUGUCGAUGUGAUAAGGUUGGUCCGUUGGUCUAGUUGAGGGAUUCUCGCUUAUGGUGCGAGAGGUCCCGGGUUCUACUCCAGGACAAGCCCCAACCUAUUCACCAUUUUCACAUAGACCAACUUGUUUAGCCCUCAAAAUGUUGCAUAACCCUUUUUCUUCGAUUUCUCUUGGGACGACCGCAAUACCCAGGAAAAAUUGGAAACAACAGUUAUGCAAAAUUUCGGUGGUUAAACAAGGUGCAUCAUGGGCCAUGUGAAUAAUUCACCACUUUAUUUUCGGUUUUUUUUAAUCUUUAUUUUUUCUAUCACUCUUCCUGCCGUAAGGAUCAGUUUACUGUUUAACGUUUAAAACUUGGUAUGUGAAAAUAGCGAAUUGUGAAUUUAAUUUUCAGGCGUUCACCUUUUUUUGUGGCUCGGGGGCUGCCUCUUCCUCUGGCACUUCGUUUUUCGUAAAGUGGCGAGCGAGAAAGGCGAGUAACACGCGAGUGACUGGUGACGAGACGUAAGGGACCAUGGGAAGGAGAAAAACGAGAAGCCCGAUUUCUACUCCCCGCCCUCCUUUGCGCCCAAAGUUUUAUCGAGAGAGAGACGUAUGGGUACGAGGCUGGCUCGAAGGUUUUUGGUUUUAAGUGGCUACACUAGAUUUUUUAUUGGCCUGAACCUUCCAAUGUUAAGCCAUAUAACUACGUUGCCUAUUAAAAGAUAUAGAAAACAAGAAGUCAACACAGCUUCAUCCGAAAAAAGAUACUAAAAUUUGUUAUUUGCAGUAUAGACUGCGAGCAGUCUCUUUUUUUCUUUAGAUUUAUUGAGGGAAGUGUCUCUCCCGUUUCGCGCCUUCAGUCACGCGCGUGGUCAUUUGCGUCUCUUGCCCGUUUUGCUCGACGAGCCGAUGCCCGCAGUCUGUUUGCUGUAAAAGAUCAAAAUCUCUGUGGCAAAAUCCGUUAAGUUAUAAAAGAAGGGUCGAUCGAUGGUUAGUCUUUGCCGCCUCAAUGGCAUGGGUCCCUAAAAUCUGCAGUCUACCUAAAGCUGCUGAAACUCAGGAAUUUACGGCUUCUCCCAAUAGUUACAUGUAUAUAAACACCGUAGACCUGCACCGCUCUAAACCGCUUAUUUCACUGGUCCCCUUUAAUCUGCACUUCCAUUGUUUUCAGGGACAGGGGCAUUAUUAUGUGACAAUCCCCAUUGUUUUCCUAGCUAAUUAAAAACAAUCUUUCAAAUAGUUACGGGAUCGUCCUAUAAACAACGCUAAGUAAAACAACAAGCUUGCAUGCAAACCAGAUUCUUGUUCUAGAUAACGAGGGAGUUAAAUACAACCAGAAAGUACCAGUCACUUGUCUGAAGUUAUUAAAAACUCAUUUGUGUCCUAAAAGCGAAGAAAAACAGAACAGAGAACUUUCAGGGCAAGAACUCUACGUAUACCAUUUGCGGUAGAGAACUGUAAAGUACUAUGCUGAGAUUGUACGUCAACCAAAACUGUUUGUUGAUUUAGACUUCCUACAAUUCCUUACUUGGAAAAGCGCUAACAGCAAGAAGCUGUUUCCGUUGAGGUUUGGCGUGAAAGCGUUUCACCGUUUCGGUAUGCGGGUACAUUUUCUCCUUCACAACUUAUCAAUCGGAUUCAUCCAAUCCGGUGAGCUUCCGUGAUUUUGAAAACACUUUUAAGACCACAUGCACGCACCCUGAGUGCUUCCGAUCCUUAUCGACCAAUCCCAGUAAAAUGAGAGUUUGGUGGCUGACAGUCUUUCACGGCUACGCUGCUCCUUUUUCUUUGAGCUUUUUCCCAGUCCCUUGGGUUUAAGUUCGUUUCGAUUGAAACUGAAAAUAAUAAUUAUUUUUUAAAUAUCUUUGUUUAUAUUUACUGUGACUUUUUGACAAUUUUUUGCCUUGAUAUAUAAUGUAUACUUACUGAUUACGUCCUUACGACCUUGGCGUUUGGGCGCCAUCAGUUCAAGCCAAAACGUGACGUCACCACACGAAGAGACCCACCCCUCAGCGUUUUUGGCGAAAUUUGUGUCGACAGCCAGCGCCUCGAGUCUGCCGACUGAGCUAACGGACCUUGGCGUUAUCAGCACCGCGCUCUGCCGACUGAGCUAACGGACCAAGCUCACGCCGUUUAGAAAUUUUGACCAGUAACUAUAUAAUCCACUGAUUGAAAUUCAAAUGAAAUGCACUUUAAGAAUAAUUGUAUUCUAAAAUUCGGUCAAAAUCUUCUAAUAGGCUCAACUCUUUUUCGGUUGUUUAGAUAUGGCAUUGGAGCUUAGAAUGAACAACGUCGGUGACGGCUACCUGCAAAGUUGUUGUUUUGCUAAUAUAAACCAAUUGGUUUUUUGCCGUUCUCGUUGCCGUCGCCGUCGUCGUUGCCUAAGCUCCCUUUUCUUUUACUGCGUGGGGAAGAGGGUGGAAGAGAAACGGAGUUUGGGCUUUCUUGUGGCUGUAUUUUACAAAUCCUUUUUUGACCAAGCUUGUUCGAUCGAGAUGCUUGGAUGUUGGCCUCGUUCUUUUUUGCGUUUUUAUUGUCCUCGACUGUGUUUGUCUCGCUCCAUAAAAAUGCAAUAAAAGAUUUGCCACUAUAAUUCAGCCAUCUUGACCUCACGCUUGUUCAAUAAUGCAUGCGCAUGUGGCAGCUUAACUCUCAGCAAAAUAACAUGUUUACUAAAACAGGUUUACCAACAAAAAUUGUUCAAAAAUGCCUUUUUUGUAUAGGGUCCAAGUAUUUAUAUGGAUUUUCCUUUGUACCAAUUUCUAGUCAACUAGACUGAAAAAUUUGACAUUGUUAGAUCGUUUUUAACAAGAGAGCUUUGAUGCGUAAAUGUAAAACUAGAGAGCCAAUCCGCCGUCGUGUUUCAUCAAACGUAGGCAAUUUCAAAAAAGAACGGCGCUUAACGAAAAAUAAAAAAAGAGAAAUUUAAUUGGUUUUUCACCCGAAGCGACGGCCGCAAAUGCAGUACAUCUAUGUUCGCACUGGAGAGAUCUAGGGAUGGUAGAGCUUUUACAUCUUGGUUCACGUGACCUAUCUCAUGCCAAAAUUUAUGGACACAAGUUUAAAAAAAUAUAUAUAGAUGGAAAGAGAAUUGAAAAUAUCAUAGGCCUAUCAAUUUUUAGGGUUUUCAUUUCUCAACAGCGAGACUUACUGACGGUUUAAAUAAUGAAUAAAUACAAUCUGUACCAGGGGAAACACCGCUCACGCGUGCGCCUUAAUUGCAAACUAGAAAAUAGGAAAUUUGCAUAUGUCACCUCUUGAGUGCAAAUCAACGCCUUCCCCGCAGCAUUUUCUCUUAUUACGUAGUGUAACUCAUCUAAAAAACUUAUUCCUGAUCACUUAUAGUUUUUACGUUUAUUUCUUUUAAGCGCGUAGUUGAAUUUAACAUCAUAGCGCAUGUAGUUCAUCUAACAAAUAGAUGGUUUUCCAAUUUCUUAAGAUCUCUUAAUAACUUCCUGUUUAGCUGGUAUUGUUCCCAAAUUAGAAUGUUGGGCAAGGUCGUGGACCCAGUAAGGUCAGUAAGGAAGCAAUUAAUUGAGGGAAAUUAAGGUCUGUAACCUGACAAAAUGUUAUCGAAGCAAUUCGAGGAAUAUCAAUAGAAUACAGUUGAAUAGAAUACAGUUGACCCCCGAUAACUCACUGCAAACUUUAUAAAUUAAGAGUGUAUCAAGAGCAGCUGGUCAUACCUUCCUUCCUUAGACGAAGAUAAGACGUUUCACUGACGUUUGCGCCUCCAUGAUUUAAACUCGAAAACAAUGACAAGUUCUGAAGAAGUGAACAUCACAACCACGCUGACCCAAGUAAUCCCACUGCAAACAGACGUGGCCGUAUUUCUGUCAGCUUUGAACAUCUUUCUUGCUAUCACAGCUUCCCUUGGCAAUGCCUUGAUCCUGAAUGUUCUCCCCAAAACUUCUCUUCACUCACCAACAAAACUGCUAAUUGGAAACUUAGCGGUGACUGAUCUCUGCGUUGGACUUAUAUCGCAGCCUCUUUUCGUAACAAUUCGGCUUAGCGCCAUUAUAAAGAUGGACUUAGAUAUCCAGUACUACCUUAUGAACAUUGCAAAUGCCUUCGAUUUCAUUUUGUGUGGAGUUUCCAUCCUCACCUUAAGUGCAAUAAGUGUCGAUAGACUUCUUGCUCUUUUGCUGGGAAUAAGAUACAGAACGAUUGUAAAUUUAAAGCACACUCGAGCUCUUCUGUCAUGUUUUUGGUUAAGUGGGAUUUCUGGUGUAUUACUGAGCUUGUUCACGAGCUUUAGCGUCGCUUCUAUAGUAGGCGUCAUUUUUGUAAUCAUUUCUACAGUCAUCUCGAUUUUUUGUUACACGAAGAUCUUUAUGACACUCAGACAAAACGAAACUCAAGUACAAAACCUAGGCCAGAGACGAAUGGGAAUGCCACCUAAUAUAGGGAGAUACAAAAAGACAGUUUGGAGCAUUGCUUGGGUGCAGUUGGCAUUAAUCGCAUGUUAUAUUCCUUUUAUUAUCUGUGCUAUAGUGAUGAAGAUAAAGGAUUCGAGUAGUACAACAGCGAACACUAUUUGGAUAUUUACAUUCAGUCUGAUUUACGUAAACUCUUCAUUGAACCCAAUUCUCUACUGUUGGCGGAUCAAAGACGCGAGACAAGAAGUGAAGGCCACGAUCAGAAGGUUUUGUUGCCGCUCAAGUUAAGUUGGACAGAUAGAACGACAGUAUUUUAAAGUGGCUAUGUCACGAGGAUAUUGCUGUUUUAGAUCAGUUCUGUGCUGAUCUUAUCACUAAGUGCCUUUAACCAUAUCCAAAAUGUUCCAUUAGAGCCGGAUUUAAUUUGAAGAUGUCAAAUAUAUUUCAUUGGGAAGCACUAACCAUAUAAAAUAUUUAUUUGAAUAACCGCCCUUGGCGCUUAAUAAUCUUUAAUUUGGACCAUGAGAGUGGGCGCUUAUUCGAAGUGGGCGUUUAUUCAAGGCUGUGCGCUUAUUAAAUUUUCACCGUUUUCAGCAAGCGUAGUAUGUUUAUUUUGCAACAAAACAAUAAAUGGUAAUAACGAAACGCGAAGAUGUAACAAAGCAAGGUUUCUGUAAACUUCCCCUACUCUGAAGAAAACUCCGUCUUCGGGGAAGUCUCUUUAUAUUAGUACUUAUUCAAUUUCAAUCUCAUGGCACCCAAGUGGUUGGGGUGAGGCUGGGCGAUCGAGGCUGGCCGCUUGUUAACUUUUUCUGCCUUUAGGAUGGGUGCUUAUUCGAGGUGGGCGCUAAUUCGAGGUUGGGCGCUUUUUCGAAUAAAUACGGUAGUUGUUUGGUUAGCCUGUACACAGAUGUUUUCCUUUCUUUUCGUUCAUUUCGAGUAGGGCAAAAUGUUGGCUUAGGGGAAGGGUGGGUGGGCAGUUUCCCAGAAACGUAAAAUGAUCCACAGUGGAUUAGUUUCAAUGCCUAAAUAUAGACUUAAAUAAGAAAACUGGGCUAUUAUUUUGGAAUAAAAAUGAUGCGAAGGCACGUUUAGGCUUAAAGAUAGCGAAUAGCGUGAUUUAUGCCCUUUAAAAAGACGUGUAUGGUUGAAAUAAAACGUUAUGUAAUAUCAGAUAUCCCCUAAAUCUAGUAUCAAGGUCAUUGUGAGGGUUUCCAGUAUAAUAUUCAAUAGCUUUUUAAAUUCUCUCUUUACGCACCGUUUAAAAACGAGCAGGAGUGUAUUAUCAGGUUUAAAAACUACGACUGCGAAUUUUCUUUUUUUUUUUUUUUUUUUUUUUUUUUACGGUGAGCGGCUUCAUAAUCUCUAUAGGUCAACUCAUUCUUGCACUAAUUAUUAGAUUUGGGUUAUUUCGGUCUAAAAACAAAACGUUAAAGUGAAGCCGGUACAUUCAGUUGUCCACUUUAUCAGAUAUACUACACUCAUAAACAUUAAUUUCUUCAUUUUUUUUAUGAAUCAUUAAAAAAUGAGUUUUUAUCUAGUUUUUGAACUAGUUAUAAAGCAUCAUAAAACAAACCUAUUAAAUUCAAAACGGACGCGUAUAUCUAAAAUAUUAGACACUAGCUUUAAAUUAAAGACGAGAGCGGUCAACGAAAAAAAUACCGGAGAAGGUGCAUUGAAUUUUAAAAGGCUAAUAUCUAAACAAUUUAAAUUGGCAAAGGACUUUGCAAUGUCAUCAACAUCUGCUACUUUAUUUGCUGUUUUGAAGGAACCUGGGAAUCAGGUUGCGAACAUCACAUUCCUGGGCGUUCCAAAUAUGACCAUCAGUGAAUUUCAUGCUUUCGUAUAUCUAUAUCUUUCUAUUUGUCUCCAUGCUUAUUGUUGUUAUUGUUACACUCCGUGGGUUCAGCGAAUAAAACGUUCUGCGAUAAUGACAAGUUUCUACUGUUUUUCUUCCGAUACAAACUCGUCCGAUCUGCUCUCACGCUCCACAAGCCCAAAUAUGGCAGCCCCAUACUUAGAAAGCAGCAUGCAUAUAUGCAGCAUCACACUACACAAUGUCACGCAAUGACCCAUUACACUGCCCCCCUCCAAGACGAAUUAUUCGUCUCGAAUAAUAGUGAUUUAUAACAACAACAAACAUAGGUGUCUAAACUGUUCGAGUGUUCCGAAAACAAACAUUUUAACUUCAUGCUCACCGAGAUAUGAUAAUUUAGUAUGAGAAAAUAGAAGGGAUUCCCGUAACGGAUAAAAAAGAUAAAAAGAGAAGUAAUUAGUUGGUUUAAUUAUUGGCUUGUAUUAAAUCUAUGUAAAAAUGAUAUUUUUUUUCAAUAGUAAGUAGAUUUACUGUGAAGCAUUUCUUGAUUUUUUUGCAAAGGCAGAAGAAGCACGAGAAUUGAUUAAAAAUCGUGAGUUAAACCUCUAUGUAUCACUCGAUCGCUUGUCUCACCGUACCAAAAUUAUCAUAUCCCGGCGAGCAUUCGGAAGUCAGCCAAGCGCGGUCAUUGCACGCGUGCUGAACAAGAACGUUGUAUCAUGACAGACUAGAAACAAUAGAAAACUCCCAAAGCACAAACUCAGCCAAAACGCUAAAAAUCUUCAAUGUUUUCUCACGUUUGGGCUUACAGAAGAUAAUGUCACAGUCUUUCAACGACCAUGAAAUUCACAACCGGGGUAGUUAGUUAAUCAAUUGUGGCCCUAAAAAAAAUUGAGGAAAAAAAAAACAACGAAUUUUUAGAAAAAUGCUUUUUCCGUGAGAAAGACUCUUAAACUCUGACAAACGUCAACAAAUUAUAGCUAAAAGUAAUUUAUAUAUGUUUGCAUUGUUCGAAAUCGCGCGCAUUUACCACGGCCCUAACUCUCUGUCAUAAAGAUCCCCAAAAUAAAGGGAUAAAUCUCAUAGUUUAUUACAUAUAAUCAUGUGAAGUUUGCUUAUCACUUUCAAAUAAUUUAGGACAUUUUAUGACCUAAAUUUUGAAACCGCUGAAUUUCUCGUAUUGGGUCUUUGCGAUUUUGGUGAAACUCUGUUUAACGCAAGGCACUAAUUCGCACUAUAUGUAUGUAGCCUGUUCCAGGCGUUCAGAUGAUGGGGAGCGGGCGAAAAAUUGACGUUUCUUUUUGCGCUCGCCGCGUACGAUUUAACUUGCUCCCCACUAUCUAAACACCUGGGACAGGCUACACUAUAUGUAGCCGAGAAAAUGCCGGCAACAACAGAAUUUCGACUCAGACCCUAAAGAGGAGUGGCACUAUAUUCACGUGACAUUUACUUCGAUCGCCAACAAUUUUAUGUUGUAUUGUAAAUUAAUCUAUAUGUUAUCCAUGCUAUAUGUUAGACUUAUUACGAUCAAAGGAAAGGUGGGGAUACCAGAGAGCUUCAAAGUAGGAUGGUACCCCCAAAAACUGGGUCGAGUCACCUUAAUUGAAAACUAGGAAAUAGAAAAUUUGCAUAUGGUCACCUAUUCAGUCAAAAUAAACGCCCGCCCCGCAGCUAAGCAUUUUCUCUUAUUAUAGCGUAACUGAUCUAACAAAUCUUUUCCUGAUCACUUGUCGGUUUUUACGUUUAUAUUUUCCUAAGCGCGUUGUUGAAUUUAUCAUCAUAGCGCGAACAGAGUCGAGGAUUCAUAUAGACUUCAAACAAGCCUGCGAAGUAGGUCAUCUAUCAAACAGAUGGUACUCGUAAUUUUAAAAGCAAUUUCUUAAGAUCUCUUAAUAACUUCCUUUUCAGCUGGUAUUUCGAUGAUAUUGUUCCCGGGGCAAGGUUGUGCGCCAAAUAAUUAAAGCAAGCAAUUAAUUAAGGGACAUUAAGGUCUGUAACCUGACAAAAUGUUAUCGAAGUAAUUCCAGAUAUGUCGGCGUCUGACAUAUAAUGUUCUAAAAUGUUCUGCAAUUGGUGUAGGAUUUAAUGAAGCCGAAACCAAUUGUGGAAUUGCACGCAUUUUAGGCAUCCUACUGAUGAACAGUUACGAAAAAUACAUAUAUUUUUUAGCAACUACUAUAAUUUGCAGUCUGUCCACUUUGAAUAUAAUCUUCACUUUGAAUAGACACAGUUGACUCCCGAGAACUCGAACCUCCCACUAACUCGAAGGAAUUUUUACUUUCCUUCUGGACAUCUCUACAUCAUUUUACCCUCGAUGACUCGAACUAUGUUAGUAGUGGUAGAGGGUCAGAAUUAACCCCCGUUGGUGGAUAGGUAAGGAUAGUUUAGGGAUAGUCUAUGACGUCACCCAUUGUCAUAACCUAGGGAAAAAAUGCCUUCCUCCAUACUAUGAAUAACUGUCUUCCUGCAUACUAAUUCGGUAUAGGUUUACUGAUGAGCGAAUACUACAAUAGGAACAAUAGGCUUGCCUAGGCUUCCCGUUAAGUAACUUGAGCCUGGUUUGAACGUCUAUUAAAAGGCAAAAAUAGGAAUAAGAGAAGCGAUCACCUAACAACGCGAGAAACGGCUUACGAUAUCUUAUUUAGCGCUAAAACUCGGAUAUUAAUAAACAAAACACAUACACCAAGUAGAACUGAAAACUCUCUAUUUCAAUGUUGUCUGACGUUUUCUCCUAUCUAUCUCAAGGAAAUGAAAAACUAUUACAGUCUCAGCGUUUCACGCACCGUUAUUUCCAUUCCUUACAAACCGCUGUGUAUUUGACUCUUUUUGUCAUUGUUUUUAAUAAAGUUUUAAAAACGGUAUCUCUCUUGUGGUUUUAUUACUAGCAAUUAUUAGUCGCGUGUUUUAAUCGAUCCUUGUUAAGUUAUUCAAAAUUGUUUAUAUAAUGACACGUCAAGGUGUUCCCUUGGGUCUUUCCUGUAGAGCUAAUCUGUAUUCAACUUUGGGCUUGCAAACUCGCAUAAUUAACUGACUAACGGUGCGUGAAACGCUGAGACUGUAAUAGUUUUUCAUUUCCUCAAGAUAGAUAGGAGAAAACGUCAGACAAAAUUGAAAAAGAGAGUUUUCAGUUCUACUUCGUGUAUGUGUUUUGUUUAUAACUUCCUUUUCAACUGGGAUUUCGAUGAUAUUGUUCCCAGGGCAAGGACGUGCGCCAAAUAAUUAACGCAAGCAAUUAAUUGAGGGAAAUUAAGGUCUGUAACCUGACAAAAUGUUAUUGAAGCAAUUCCAGAUAUGUCGGCGUCUGACAUAUAAUGUUCUAAAAUUGGUAUUGGAUUUAAUGGAGCCGAAACCAAUUGUGGAAACGCACACAUUUUAGGUAUCCUACUGAUGAACAGUUACGACACGUAGAUAUUAAUAUUUUUAGCAAUUACUAUAAUUUAAAGUCUGUCCACUUUAAAUAUUCAUCUUCACUUUGAAUAGAAUAUAUACAGUUGACUCCCACUAACUCGAAGUAAUUUUUACUUCCCUUCAGGACAUUUCUACAUCGUUAAAUACCCUCGAUGUCUCGAACUAUGUUUUAAGUGCCACUUGUAAACAAACUUUACUUCAUCCAUACUUUUACAUAAAUUAUGACCUAAAUUUGCAAACCACUGAAGUUCUCGUAUUGGGUCUUUGCGAUUUUGGUGAAACUCUGUUGAACACAAGGCACGAAUGCGCAUUAUAUGUAGCCGAGAGAUUUUCUCGAAACAAUGCCGGCAACAGCAGAAUUUCGACUCAGACUCCAAAGAGGCGUGGCACUAUAACCACGUGAUAUUUACUCCCAUCGCCAAAAAUUUUAUGCUAUGUUGUAGAUUGAUCUAUACGUUAUCCAUGCUAUAUGUUAGACUUAGGAUCAAGGUAAACGAGGGGAUACCAGAGAGUUUCAAAGUAGGAUGGUACCCUCACAAAAUAACUGGGUCGAGUCACCUUAAUUGAAAUUAGGAAAUAGGAAAUUUGCAUAUGGUCACCUUUUCAGAACAAAUCAACGCCCGCCCUGUAGCUAAGCAUUUUCUUCUUAUUAUAGCGUAACUGAUCUAACAAACCUAUUCCUGAUCAGUUAUAAUUUUUACGUGUAUUUUUUCCUAAGCGCGUUGUUGAAUUUAUCAUCAUAGCGCGAACAGAGAAGUCGACGAUUCAUAGACUUUAUUAAACAAGCCUGCCAAGUAGGUCAUCUAUCAAACAGAUGGUUCUCGUAAUUUUAAAAGCAAUUUCUUAAGAUCUCUUAAUAACUUCCUUUUCAGCUGAUAUUUCGAUGAUAUUGUUCCCGGGUCAAGGUUAUGCGCCAAAUAAUUAAAGCAAGCAAUUAAGUAAGGGAAAUUAUGGUCUGUAACUUGACAAAAUGUUAUCGAAACAAUUCCAGGAAUACGUCGGCGUCUGACAUAUAAUGUCCUAAAAUGUUCUGCAAUUGGUAUUAAGAUUUUAGGUAUCCUACUGAUGAACAGUUACGACAAAUACAUAUUAUUUUUAGCAACUACUGUAAUUUGAAGUCUGUCCACUUUGAAUAUAAUCUUCACUUUGAAUAGACACAGUUGACUCCCGAGAACUCGAACCUCCCACUAACUCGAAGUAAUUUUUACUUCCCUUCUGGACAUCUCUACAUCAUUUUACCCUCGAUGACUCGAACUAUGUUAAAAUAGUGAUAGAGGGUAAGAAUUAACCCCCGUUGGGGGAUAGGUAAGGAUAGUUUAGGGAUAGUCUAAGACGUCACCCAUUGUCAUAACCUAGGGAAAAAAUGCCUUCCUCCAUACUAAUUUGGUAUAGGUUUACUGAUGAGCGAAUACUACAAUAGGAACAAUAGGCCUGCCUAGGCUUCCCGUUAAGUAACUUGAGCCUGGUUUCAACGUCUAUUAAAAGGCAAAAAUAGGAAUAAGAGAAGCGAUCACCUAGCAACGCGAGAAACGGCUUACUAUAUCUUAUUUAGCGCUAAAACUCGGAUAUAAAUAAACAAAACACGUACAAAAAGUAGAACUGAAAACUCUCUAUAUCAAUGUUGUCUGACGUUUUCUCCUAUCUAUCUCGAGGAAUAAAAAACUAUUACAGUCUCAGCGUUUCACGCACCGUUAUUUCCAUUCCUUAUAAAUCGCUGUGUAUUUGUUGACUCUUUUUGUCAUUGUUUUUAAUAAAGUUUUAAAAACGGUAUCUCUCUUGUGGUUUUAUUGCUAGUAAUUAUUAGUCGCGUGUUUUACUCGAUCCUUGUUAAGUUAUUUAAAAUUGUUUAUAUAAUAAUACGUCAAGGUGUUCCCUUGGGUCUUUCCUGUAGAGCUAAUUUGUAUUCAACUUUGGGCUUGUGAACUCGCAUAAUUAACUGACUAACGGUGCGUGAAACGCUGAGACUGUAAUAGUUUUUCAUUUCCUCGAGAUAGAUAGGAGAAACCGUCAGACAAAAUUGAAAUAGAGAGUUUUCAGUUCUACUUCGUGUAUGUGUUUUGUUUAUAACUUCCUUUUCAACUGGGAUUUCGAUGAUAUUGUUCCCAGGGCAAGGACGUGCGCCAAAUAAUUAACGCAAGCAAUUAAUUGAGGGAAAUUAAGGUCUGUAACCUGACAAAAUGUUAUUGAAGCAAUUCCAGAUAUGUCGGCAUCUGACAUAUAAUGUUCUAAAAUGUUCUGCAAUUGGUGUAGGAUUUAAUGGAGCCGAAACCAAUUGUGGAAACGCACACAUUUUAGGUAUCCUACUGAUGAACAGUUACGACACGUAGAUAUUAAUAUUUUUAGCAACUACUAUAAUUUAAAGUCUGUCCACUUUAAAUAUAAUCUUCACUUUGAAUAGAAUACCGUUGACUCCCGAUAACUCGAACCUCCCACUAACUCGAAGUAAUUCUUACUUCCCUUCAGGACAGUUCUACAUCAUUUUACCCUCGAUGUUUCAAACUAUGUUUUAAGUCUCACUUGUAAACAAACUUUACUUCAUCCAUACUUUUACAUAAAUAAUGACCUAAAUUUGCAAACCGCUGAAUUUCUCGCCUUGGGUCUUUGCGAUUUUGGUGAAAAUCUGUUGAACACAAGGCACGAAUGCGCACUAUAUGUAGCCGAGAGAUUUUCACGAAAAAAUGCCGGCAACAGCAGAAUUUCGACUCAGACCCCAAAGAGGGGUGGCACUAUAACCAAGUGAUAUUUACUCCCAUCGCCAAAAAUUUUAUGCUAUGUUGUAGAUUGAUCUAUACGUUAUCCAUGCUAUAUGUUAGACUUAGGAUCAAAGUAAACGAGGGGAUACCAGAGAGUUUCAAAGUAGGAUGGUACCCCAACAAAAUAACUGGGUCGAGUCACCUUAAUUGCAAAUUAGGAAAUAGGAAAUUUGCAUAUGGUCACCUUUUCAGAACAAAUCAACGCCCUGCAGCUAAGCAUUUUCUUCUUAUUAUAGCGUAACUGAUCUAACAAACCUAUUCCUGAUCAGUUAUAAUUUUUACGUGUAUUUUUUCCUAAGCGCGUUGUUGAAUUUAUCAUCAUAGCGCGAACAGAGAAGUCGACGAUUCAUAGACUUUAUUAAACAAGCCUGCCAAGUAGGUCAUCUAUCAAACAGAUGGUUCUCGUAAUUCUAAAAGCAAUUUCUUAAGAUCUCUUUAUAACUUCCUUUUCAGCUGGUAUUUCGAUGGUAUUGUUCCCAGUGCAAAGUCCUGCGCCAAAUAAGCAAGCAAUAAAUUGAGGGAAAUGAAGGUUUGUAACCUGACAAAAUGUUAUCGAAGCAAUUCCAGAUAUGUCGGCGCCUGACAUAUAAUGUUCUAAAAUGUUCUGCAAUUGGUAUAGGAUUUAAUGGGACCGAAACCAAUUGUGGAAUUGCACACAUUUUAGGUAUCCUACUGAUGAACAGUUACGACACGUAGAUAUUAAUAUUUUUAGCAACUACUAGAAUUUGAAGUCUGUCCACUUUGAAUAUAAUCUUCACUUUGAAUCGAGACACUGUUCAACUCCCGAGAACUCGAACCUCCCACUAACUAGAAGUAAUUUUUACUUCCUUUCUGGACAUCUCUACAUCAUUUUACCCUCGAUGACUCGAACUAUGUUUUAAGUGCCACUUUAAAACCAACUUUCACCUCAUCCAAGUGAAAUGACAAAGAAUUUUCCCUUAUCGGUGUUUUGUCAUGGAAUUUGAAGAGUUCCUCUUAAAAAAUGAUACGCAUUUAACAAUGCAAAAAAAAUUGAAAACUUUGUUCACGAAUUUGUGAUGUUCUCACGGUGCACGUUUUCAGAAAAAAUAAUAAAUAAAAAUAACCUCUCAAUUUUCAGAUGAGUUCUCCCUAAUUGAACAUAUUGACUUAUGGGGUAAAUUGACUGAAAACAUAUAACGUUUGCUCAACUAAAACUACGCUCCCCGAAGUGGUAAUAUGUUGCAACUCGUAACUAAUUUAUAAAUUGGUUGGAGUUUAACGAAACAUUCGUUAAUAUAAUUGUACACCUGUCAACUUACUUUAUGUUUGUUACCACACGUUUCUGAUAGGUUGUGUUAAAUAAAAAAACGCAAUUUAUACAACAUAAAAACCUUGUGUGUCAUAGCGGAAAAGAACACUUUUUGUGAAGCAGUCAAAGUAAGGCAUCUCGUCUCCAAAGCAAGAAAAAUGGUGAACUCGACGGAAGGCGGAAACGUCACUGUGAUGAAGACACUGCUUUCUGCAAACAUACGUAGAGAGAUCAUUGCAAUAGCAUCUGCUAAUAUUCUUUUCUGCAUCACGGCAUCUCUGGGCAACAUUCUGAUCCUGAUUGCUCUUCGUAAAGCGACUUCUAUUCAUCCGCCGACAAAACUGUUGUUUCAAUGCCUGGCAAUCACUGAUCUUGGCGUUGGUCUUAUUUCCCAGCCACUCAUGGUCACCCUGAUGCUCCUGGCUUAUAACAUUGACAUCAAAAUUUGGUAUGUGUGUUACUAUCUAUUCUGGUCUUUAUCCACUACUUUUUGUGGAGUAUCGGUGUUUGCAUCAACUGCCCUGAGUGUUGACAGACUUCUCGCCCUGUUUUCGGGAUUAAGGUACAGACAAGUUGUAACUCUGAAGCGAGUUCGUGCAGUUCUUGCCAGUGGUUGUUUAACCGCUCUUUUGACUGUGUUGGUUUGGUAUUUUCGGGCAGAAAGCGCCAGGAGUAUAAACAUAAUUUUCUCUACACUUUCUCUCAUUAUCUCGUUGUUCUCUUACACGAAGAUCGUCCUUAGACUUAGGCAACAUCAGUCCAGUGUACGAGACAAUGUCCAGCAAGGACAUGCGAACAAAGGAGGAAUUCCACUGAACUUUGAACGAUAUAAGAGGACUGUUGUAAGCAUAGCUUUGGUGCAGCUGGCAUUAAUUGCAUGCUAUCUCCCAUUUGUUAUCUGUCAUAUAUUAUAUGACCUGAAUAGAUUUCCCUCUCGCUUUAACUUUCUUUUGGAUGUUACUGUAACUCUCCUUUUCAUAAACUCGUCUUUAAACCCGUUUCUGUACUGCUGGAGGAUAAAAGAAAUAAGACAAGCAGUGAAAGCCACAAUCAAAAGGUUUUGCUCCUGUCCAAGUCGAGGAACAUCGACUCUAUCAUGUACGAAUCAGUAAAAUAUUGGAUGUGUAGCAGCAGCUCAUUCUGUCUUGAAAAAGUAGUGUCAAAAACCAAUAACUGAAGCUAAUAGCUUGAAAGAUGGCUAAAAAUCAAUAAAAACAAUCAUGCUUUAAAGGUUUAUCGAUAUUUGAGAAAAAUGAUAAUAAAUAAAAAGUAACUUUUCACCAUGUUUUAGCUAUCAGCGUCAUAUUCCUCGUAUUAAGAAUAUGUGCCCAUUUUAUCAAAAGUGGUGUUUUUUAAACGUUUGGUUUCUUUACUGCUUAACGUUAAUCUGGGUUUUUUUGGAUUUUGCUCUGGAUUUCAUUUUAUUAACCCUAUUCAGACCCUCCUCCCCUUGCUAAAAAGUUGAAUAACUUCAAAACCGUUCAAGCUAUGACCACCAAACCUCAGCGAUUUUUCCUAAAAUUUAUCUGGACUGGAUAAUAGACUCGAAAUUAAGAUAAGGAGGGAAACAAACCAAUGUGCACAUUUGAAAGUAUUCAAUUCGAUAACGUCUAUACUUAGUGGUUCUUUGCUUAUCUGAUUCCUAGUCGAAUGGGAAUUUAAAACAUCUUGUCCCCAAGGCCAGGCGCUUUUCCCUGGCUUUGGAGGUGGAGCACCCCACCUCCAAAGCCAGGGAAAUUAACAAAGGGUUUUGCAAUGUCAUCAACGUCUGCUACUUUAUUUGCUGUUUUGCCAGGUUGAUAAUAACUUCAAAACCGUUCAAGCUAUGACCACCAAACCUCAGCGAUUUUUCCUAAAAUUUAUCUGGACUGGAUAAUAGACUCGAAAUUAAGAUAAGGAGGGAAACAAACCAAUGUGCACAUUUGAAAGUAUUCAAUUCGAUAACGUCUAUACUUAGUGGUUCUUUGCUUAUCUGAUUCCUAGUCGAAUGGGAAUUUAAAACAUCUUGUCCCCAAGGCCAGGCGCUUUUCCCUGGCUUUGGAGGUGGAGCACCCCACCUCCAAAGCCAGGGAAAUUAACAAAGGGUUUUGCAAUGUCAUCAACAUCUGCUACUUUAUUUGCUGUUUUGCCAUCUUUGCCGGCACUGAUCUGAAAAUUUGGGGCCGACAUUUUGUUUUUGAGCUUAAGGUAGACCACGCAGCUACAAAUUUUCUACCUUGAGUACGGUUAUUUCGAGAUUAUGGCUGCAAAUAAAUGAUUUUUAAUUACCGCUUUGAUCAAACAAAAGGUGGAGAGUUAUGGCUGUGUUACCUUAAAAUAGAUUCUAUGCGUUCUCUCGCAUCUUGGCGGAUUUUAUUUUACUCUCCAGGGAUGGGACAUAUACAAAUACUAAAAAGAAUUUCUACUUCUGACUGUCCCCUCCCUGGUCAUGAACGAGCGAAGAAGACACGAUUCCAUCGCACUUUGUAAUACCUGUCGCAAUUUGUAAUAAACCGUGUCGCACUUUGUAAUAAAAAAGCUGUCGCAAUUUGUAACAACCGUCCAUCGCACUUUGUAAUAAACUAACCUGUCGCAAUUUGUAAUAAUUCCAUCGCACGUUGUAAUAUUUUUUCGAGAGUGAUUCAUCUUACUCCGUCAACAUUAAUAUAAUGCCAAAAUAUGAAUCAGGUACUUCAUAAACGAAGGUGAUGAAGUCUGCAAGCACGUAAAUUACAAAUUGCUUAUAUAUAAUUUACAACGUAUCUCCGCUCAUUCACGCCAUUUAACUUUAUUCACGGUCCUAAAUAUAAUUUUUUUAAAAUUAAUGUUGAUUAGUUAUCUGACUUACGAAAUUCUGUAUCCUGAAACCUUGCUAUUGUACUAGAUGGUUCGCAUGCAAUGGUUACCCAGGGGGCGUACUCCCUUAUUUGGCCAGUACGGGGAUGUGCCACUGGACAGAGCAUUGUCAGAGUACAGAAUGUAGACACACAAGACACAAACUAGUCAUUGUUAAAAGGCAUUUAAUUUCCACAAAUCGUAACAUCCAUCUUUACAUCAUUUGAAUAAGGACACCAGGAAAGUUCAAGCUUUCGUUUUUAGAUCUUAUAACAGGUCGACAAAACAGCGUCCUUGUCUAACGCGCAAUCUUAAAAGAAGUAAUAGCUGUUUCCAUAUUUUGGAAAACUUAAUCGGACUAGGCCUGGAAAAAUUCAAAAUGUUAACUGCAAAUAAACAAAAACGUCAUCAGUGGCAAAUCUUCGAACCACAACAGAAACAUAAACACAAAAUCCAUUAUGUAUAUAUGUACGUGCUGUUUUUGUAA
Molecule: messenger RNA, 18470 nt
Organism: Porites lobata
Lineage: Eukaryota; Metazoa; Cnidaria; Anthozoa; Scleractinia; Poritidae
Source: the annotation of a GenBank genome assembly